AAAAAAAAAAUCCAAAUCCAAUCGCAUCGCAGGCAGGAGCGAAGCAGAGCCAGACCGGAUCGAACAACAACCAACACUCCCCGCUCCUCCUCCUCCUCCUCCUCCUCGUUGCUGCGUCGCGUCGUCGGCGUGGUCUUCCUCCUCUCAAAAAUCCCCCACAUCCACUUUGACCCCAGAGCACUUCACUUCGCACUUCCAUCGCAACCGCGUCGCGUCCAAUCCCCCACCAGCCAAGCCAACCACUGCUCUUCUCUUCUCCGCUCCCCUCUACAGUUGUGCCUUGGAUAUCUCUUCCUCAUUGUGGGUCAGUUCUCCUAAGAGGUAUGCAUGACAGCCCCUGUGGCUCUUCCAAAUGAGCUAGAAGGGGUCUCCCAUUCUGCAAGGGUUGAGCUUUUCCGAGACGUUAGUUGCAAUAUUGAAACGGAGGUGUUAGCCACUUUAUCAAAUGGCCAAGAUUCACACGCUUCUGGAACAAAUCCUGGAUUCAGAGUUGGAGAGAUUAGGCUUCCCAAUGGAGAUAUUUAUUCCGGCACAUUAUUGGGAAACACACCAGAGGGUUCAGGUCGGUAUCUCUGGUCAGAUGGUUGCAUAUAUGAGGGUGAGUGGAGGAGAGGGAUGAGGCAUGGGCAGGGGAAGACGCUAUGGCCAUCCGGAGCCACCUAUGCGGGCGAGUAUUCUGGUGGCUACAUAUAUGGUGAAGGCACCUAUACUGGACAGGAUAACAUCAUUUACAAGGGACGGUGGAAGUUGAAUCGUAAGCAUGGGCUAGGAUGUCAGACGUAUCCAAAUGGAGACAUGUUUGAAGGUUCGUGGAUUCAGGGACAAAUAGAAGGUCAUGGGAAGUACACAUGGGCAAAUGGGGACACUUAUGUUGGCAAUAUGAAAAAUGGCAAGAUGUCAGGGAAAGGAACUCUUACUUGGAAAAAUGGGGACUCAUAUGAAGGUAACUGGUUAGAUGGUAUGAUGCACGGUUAUGGAAUCUAUACAUGGAAUGAAUGCGGGUAUUAUGUUGGAACAUGGACCAGGGGACUGAAGGAUGGGAAAGGCACAUUCUAUCCGAAAGGUUGCAGAGUUCCUGUUAAUGAUGAGCUAUAUAUCAAUAGUCUAAGAAAUCGAGGUGUGCUGCCUGAUAUUAGAAGGCAGAAUCAUGGUUCGCGAAUACUUUACUCUUCCUCAGUUGACAUGGGUAACAUGAAGGUUGGCAUGGAUAGGCAAUCUUCAGAUGUUUCAGUUUCAUCUAAAAUGAACUCAAGUGACCAACCCCAUUUGAAGAAUGUGUCUUUGGAAAGACGGUGGAGUCUUGAGGUGGCUAUUGAAAAAUUCAUUGGUCAUGAAUCAAGUGAAAGCUCUGGUCUAGAAAGCUUUGAAAACUUGGAUGAUUCUCGUUUGCCUAUACUGGAAAGGGAAUACAUGCAAGGUGUUCUAAUCAGCGAGGUAGUACUUGAUAGGAGUUUUUCAGACUCGUCAAAGAAGGCAAAACGCCGUCAGAAGAAAAUUGUGAGAGACACAAAAAAGCCUGGAGAGACAAUAAUCAAGGGGCACAUAAGCUAUGAUCUGAUGCUCAGUCUGCAGCUUGGAAUCAGGUACACGGUUGGGAAGAUUACACCCAUUCAAAAACGUGAAGUUCGUGCUUCAGAUUUUGGACCAAGAGCAAGUUUCUGGAUGAACUUCCCAAAAGAAGGAUCUCGACUUACUCCUUCACAUUCGGCGGAAGAUUUUAAAUGGAAGGACUACUGUCCCAUGGUUUUCAGGAAUUUGAGAGAGAUGUUCAAGAUUGAUGCUGCCGAUUAUAUGAUUUCUAUAUGCGGAAAUUCUGCUCUUAGGGAGCUAUCUUCUCCUGGAAAGAGUGGAAGCGUCUUUUUCCUGUCACAAGAUGAUAGAUUCAUGAUCAAAACUCUCCGGAAAUCUGAAGUGCAGGUUCUCUUACGAAUGCUUCCAAACUAUUAUCAUCAUGUCCGUACAUAUGAGAACACCCUCAUAACUAAGUUUUUUGGCCUCCACAGGGUGAAACCUUCUAGUGGUCAAAAGUUCCGGUUUGUUGUAAUGGGGAACAUGUUCUGUACCGAAUUGAGAAUUCACCGGAGGUUUGACUUGAAAGGCUCGUCUUUAGGCCGCUCUACUGACAAAAUCGAAAUUGAUGAGAACACAACUCUGAAGGAUUUGGAUCUUAACUAUUCCUUUUAUCUUGAACCUUCCUGGCGUGAGGCUUUACUUAAGCAGAUCAAAACAGACAGCGAAUUUCUAAGGACACAGCGGAUAAUGGAUUACAGCCUAUUGCUUGGUGUCCAUUAUAGAGCUCCCCAGCACUUACGGACACGUGCAUCCUAUAGCCGGAGUAUGGCAGCAGAUAGAUUGACUGUUGUUUCAGAAGAAGAUGCUCAGGAAGAUGAUGCCUUUAACUAUCCAGAAGGAUUAGUGUUGGUUCAAAGCAGUGGUGAAAACAGUGUGGUUGUUGGUCCUCACAUAAGGGGCAGCCGUUUGCGAGCAUCAGCUGCUGGAUUUGGGGAAGUAGAUCUCCUACUUCCUGGUACAGCCAGGCUUCAGAUCCAGCUAGGAGUUAACAUGCCAGCAAGGGCAGAACAAAUCCCUAAAGCAGACGAAAGCAAAUCAUUUGGCGAGGUGUACGACGUCGUCCUCUACCUAGGCAUCAUCGACAUUUUGCAAGAGUACAACAUGACGAAGAAAAUUGAGCAUGCUGUCAAGUCAAUGCAGUACGACUCCGUCUCUAUCUCCGCUGUUGACCCCCAGUUCUACUCGGAGCGUUUUCUCAAGUUCAUCCAGACUGUAUUCCCUAAAAAUUCAUAGCGUAUCAACCAUUAUUUGCUCGAGAGAUGCCCCACUUCCUGCCGUUUCGUUAAUGAGAUGUUGGCCAAGCAAAUGAAGCGACAGUUCUAAACUGGACCUUGGAAGCAUCCCAACUGCAUUCUGUUCUCUUCAGCGUGUGCCGUCGGUAUUGUCGUCAUGCCUGUUCCUUUUUAGAUGAACUGGCAGGAAGCAAGUAGCAAAUGCCCAAUAACGUGGGAUUCUGCUGGGCAAAUCUUCUCCGUCUUCGCCCCAGCCAGGGGUGAUCGGCUGACUUCCCAGAAUGGAGACGGCACUACACGCACAAGAAAUCAGGAGCCAAAGCACCGGAAUGUGAGAAAUAGAUUCGUUGCGUUUAGAAAAGUGUUUUGUUUUGUUUUGUUUGAUACAUGCUUUUGCCCGACAUGGUCUAUAUAUUUUGGAAGCAAAUACUGCAAGUUGAUGUCUAGCCGUCUAGGUCACACAAGAACCGAACCCUUCUUUCACCGGGAUAAAUGCAAUUGCUACUCCGUCCGUUUCUGGCAUGCAAGCUUUUCUUCAUUGUGUGC
Molecule: messenger RNA, 3350 nt
Organism: Phragmites australis (common reed)
Lineage: Eukaryota; Viridiplantae; Streptophyta; Magnoliopsida; Poales; Poaceae
Product: phosphatidylinositol 4-phosphate 5-kinase 9-like
Exons: 9
Coding region: 328-2805 (825 amino acids)
Biological process (GO): phosphatidylinositol metabolic process
Molecular function (GO): ATP binding; 1-phosphatidylinositol-4-phosphate 5-kinase activity
Source: RefSeq, a predicted model, not a curated record